AUGAGUGGGUUCGCAACUGGGUCUUCUGGGUCCGAGGGGACUGAGGCUGGAAAGCCGACACCAUCUACCGCUGGUGAUGUGAGCGCACUCAUGAACCUCGAGAGCGACAGUGCGGAAAACAGCCCGGUGAAGGGUAAAGCCGGGAAGAAGACCAAUCCUCUGCAGGACCUGAUAGAGACUGAGACCGCCUAUGUAGCCGAGCUGGGCAAGAUCAUCCGGAAAGUCGCCGCGGCCUGGAGCAGAACGAACUUCCCUCCUCCUGAAUUGGACACCAUGUUCCGGAAUAUCGAGGCUAUCUACCGAGUGAACAGAUCGUUCCUGAAAUCGCUCAAAGAGAUUGGACCUAGUCCGUCUUCUCCUCGUGCUCUUGGUGAUCUUUUGAUGCGGUGGAUCGAUGACUUGGAAGUGCCAUACGCGCGGUACUGCGAGAACUACUUUGCAGGUUUUGACAAUUGGUCUAGUGUACAGAAGAACACGAAGCUGCCGGAGCUGCUCGGGGAGAUCUCAUCGUCCACGAAUGCAGACGGUACACCAGUGGUCUUUUCGGACAGGAAGCGGUCACCCAGCGAGGUGUGGACAUUGGAUUCCCUCUUCGCAUUGCCCGAGAUUAGGCUCAAGUACUACAAGAAGCUCUACUCGCGCCUUCUGAAGAGCACACAUCCGGGCAGGAGCGAUCACAAAUUGCUCGUCGGAGCCAAUGACAAGCUGGACGAGCUACUGGAAAAGUCGACGAAGAAGAUCAGCAUGGGAGUGUUGGAUCACUCUCCGGUGACUGCAACCUUCAAGAUAGAUAAGGUGCGGCCUGCCGAGCCCACCGCCAAGCCGACACCAGCCACAUCGUCCGCGUCCUCCACCAGCUACACCGCCGUCGGAACCGCUUCAACGCAGCCUGGGAACAGUCUGGCGGCCAAGCUCGGCAAGCUCGAUUUCUCCAACACUUCACUGGCCAACCUGGAUGUCCCUUCGACACCUGGCGGCGCUGAGGCGCCUCUGAGUCCACUUAUGAUUGGGCAACAGGUUCGUCCGCCGCCAUUGAUGACAUCAGCACCUUCGGAGUCUUCUCCUGGCACGCAAUCCGAGACUGUCUCACCUGUCAGCACCGUCGGUCUCUAUCCUGCGGAUGAUCUGGAACGGACGCUCGCUGUGGACAGGGUGCUUGACAUAUUCUCCAUGAAGCCAAAGAAGUGCCAGCUGAGAAUCAAUCCUCCGACUCUGCCAUUCAAGCGAGAACUGAGGAGGUCGGCAGACGUUGUGAUUGACUUUGUUCCGCUGUCAACCGGUCAAGAGACGACAUGGCGCAGAGGUCACAUCUACCUCCUCACCGAUCUGUUCUUGGUCUGCGAUCGAAUGACGCCUAGUGAGAGAAGCGAGAGGAACUUGGGUCCAGAAGCAAUGUGGUUGCUCUUCCCUCCCCUGGCCGGCAAGCACCUGAAGGUGGUCGACGCGGCUGGCCCUGGCAAUGCGCUCCUGAUCACCAUUCUGAAGAAAGAGACCCUGAAGGUACACAUGACUUCGAGGGAGGAGAAGGAAACUUGGCUCGCCGCUUUCGAGGACUGCCAUACCUUUGCUUCGAAUCUGGCACCAAAGGUGCAAAUUCCAGGAGCUUCAGGUCCUUCACCUCUUGGCGGUGCCCCAAUCCAGGCAGGGCCCGCUCUCAUCAAAGGACUCGGCCUGUCUUCUCCAGAGAUAGGGAGUCCAGGGCCAGGCGCAUUGGUGCCAGGAAGCUGGCCAAAUCUGCAAGGGGCACAGCAACAGCAGCAGCAGGACUUCCGUCUUGCGGCCCCUUCGACGCCCGCCUUUGGCAGAGCCGGACCUUCACAAUCAACGUCUCCUCCUCACAGUGCUGGCUCUAUGGAAGGUGCACGUGGCUUGUCAAGCUCAAGCGUGCCGGGUCUUGCCCGUGUUGCAUCGCCCAUCUCGACGUCUGAUGCCUCGUUGUCGUCUGCACCAAAUGGAGGGGGGAGCUCCAUCUUCGGACGUCCUUUUAUGGGUGGACCACCGAUGAGGCCAGCGCCUAUGGGACCUCCUCAUCCUCCUUCAUCUUCCUCCUCAGGGCGAUCAAUGAACGGUGGCCCCUUCCCACCUGCGCCGAUCCCCAAGAGUUCCCCUCAUCUGGGGGGCCCUAACGUGAAUGGUGGGAUGAUGAUGCGACCACCGCUUCCCCCGCCUGGAAAGGCCCACAGUCUCAUGGACGGGAACCUGGGCCCGCCCAGAUUGAACCCCUCGCCUAUGGGCAGCCGCUCAGACACGCCGCUUUCGAUGGCCGGCGGAAGGGCAUCUCCCUUCCCUGGCCCACAAGGCCCACGAGCGGGAGGACCGGGGGCAUCGGGAUCGCCCCCCAAGGCCCUGGGUAUGGGAGGACAGCUCUCGGCCCCGCAGCAUCGAGAGCCAUCGCGCCAUCCUUCAGCUCCCAAUCUUCGCGAGCAGGCCAGGAAUGCUGCCAAUGCACCAGUCGCUCGAACUCGUUCAGCAUCGAGUGGAAAGAGUGGUGGCGGCUACAAGCUCCCUUCUGAGAUGAUGAGGGAUGGAGAUCUCAAGGGUACUCCGGACUACAGUCCACCCAGCAGUCCUGUCUUGAAGCCUACGGGACCUACCACUUCUACCGUUUCGGCACAGAUGAGGUGUCGACUGUACAUCAAGCAGAGCCAUGCGCAGUGGAAGUCCCUCGGCAACGCCCGACUGAAGCUGUACCACCUCCUCCCCGCUGAUGAGCGUCAGCUAGUGGUGGAAAACGACCGCAAGACGCUCGUCUCGACGAUUAUUCUGCCCGAUGGUGUAGAGAGGGUGGGCAAGGUGGGCGUGGCAGUGGAGAUUAGCGAUGCAGGCAAGCACACUGGUAUCAUCUACAUGCUCCAGAUGAGGAGCGAGGAGAGUGCUCAAGGUCUCUUUGGUGAGCUCAUCGACGGUAGUGGACGGACAAUUGCGGUCUAG
Microstroma glucosiphilum is the source of this 2931-nucleotide messenger RNA. RefSeq lists its product as hypothetical. NCBI's taxonomy places the organism in Eukaryota, Fungi, Basidiomycota, Exobasidiomycetes, Microstromatales, Microstromataceae. The transcript is spliced from 2 exons. The record is from RefSeq and is a predicted model, not a curated record. Gene Ontology annotation, molecular function: guanyl-nucleotide exchange factor activity. The coding region runs from base 1 to 2931 and encodes 976 amino acids.